AUGUACAUCUUGAACAAGAAUCCCAUAGAUUUCACCGCUCGUUUCUCAACUUCGAGGACGGACGUCAUAAAAACUGGAAGUGGGAGAUACGAGUACAUGUCUGAUAUCGUUCAACAGAAAUUUCACUGGGCUAGAGUUCCUAAAGAAUGGAUGGAAACUAUGAACCGGAGAAGACAAAUGUUGUUCCAGAUGUGCCAGAACCAGAAUGAAACCAUAAUGCUAGGAACACCAAUUAAGGUGUCCAAACACGAAAUCCCGGACAGAAACUAUGUUGACGACAUCAGCCGAAUAAUUCUUUGUCCCAUUUCAAAAUCAGGCAGCAGAACUUGGUUGAAGAUCUACUUCAAACUGAAUGGGCAGAUGAACACUUCUGUAGAAUACAACCAAAUGCCUCUUCCGUAUUUCGAACCAUAUGUACGUAAACUUAAGACGUACACUGACUUUGGUAUCCAUGGUCGUGUAAACAGUUACCUAAAAAUAAUGACAGUCCGUCAUCCUCUGGUACGUCUUGUGUCGGCGUACAAAGAACAGGUGGCGCCAACACGCGGGCUGUUUAGAAAGUUAUUAGAGGACUUUCUCAUAAAAAGAAAAGGGAUGGCUGACGUUAAUAAAACACGCACGGUUACAUUUGUAGAUUUUCUACAAUUUACCCUCGAAUAUCCUAACAUCCACUGGGAUACAUUCAAUACGUUCUGUGCUCCGUGCAAAAUGCAGUAUGAUCUCGUAGUAUAUUUCGAGACUCUCGCAGACGACGCCAAAAACGUGCUGAGUCUUCUAGGAGCAGACGACAAGAUAAAACUCCCGCCUUCGCAUCGAGCAGAUCAAAUGUCCUCUGACGAUGAAGCCCGACAGUACUAUCAGGGGGUCGACAGGGAUCUAUUGAAGCAAGUUAUUGCAAAGUACUGGGCUGAAGAGAAGUAUUUUGGAUACAAUAUGAACAAAUUUUAA
Lingula anatina is the source of this 948-nucleotide messenger RNA. Its product is annotated as carbohydrate sulfotransferase 9-like. Gene Ontology annotation, cellular component: membrane. Gene Ontology annotation, biological process: carbohydrate biosynthetic process. Gene Ontology annotation, molecular function: sulfotransferase activity. The record is from RefSeq and is a predicted model, not a curated record. NCBI's taxonomy places the organism in Eukaryota, Metazoa, Brachiopoda, Lingulata, Lingulida, Lingulidae.